Messenger RNA from Nothobranchius furzeri (turquoise killifish), 2733 nucleotides. RefSeq names its product carboxypeptidase Z. Gene Ontology annotation, biological process: protein processing; peptide metabolic process. The record is from RefSeq and is a predicted model, not a curated record. Lineage: Eukaryota; Metazoa; Chordata; Actinopteri; Cyprinodontiformes; Nothobranchiidae. Gene Ontology annotation, molecular function: protein binding; metallocarboxypeptidase activity; zinc ion binding.
GCAGACUCCAGCUCCAUUUCUUUCUAAGUCCAGAAGGGACUGGACCAGCACUCUGAAGUUGCAAGUAUGACAUUGUGGCGACAGUAGGUGGUAGGGGUCUGAGUGAAUUUUCAUGAACCCUGCAAAGGGUCAUUUUAGCACAUAUUGGCUCAAGAAAGUGAUUUAAAAAUAUGUUAACCUUUUCAGCGUGUGUGUUCACUGCUGCCGCUUGUUUGUUACUGUUAUGUUGCAAUAUCAUUGAUCUACCACAAGGGUGUGCUGAAUCCCUGGCAGCUGAUGAUAGGAACUAGACAUAGGAAUGUAAUGUGAGAAAGCGACUAUACACAAAGUACCACAUAAUUUCACUGAAAGCAGAUCAGCGUUUCCCAUCCUGUGAAAUUAGAGCUCAGCAUAAAAUUAAAACCAUGUGGCAUUCAGUCAAAUCAGCAGUCCUGUUGCGCUCAUGUCCCCACUUCACUUCUGUAACUCGAUCUUUCAGUGUAAUGUUUGUAUUAACGUUCACUUGGAAUUUCAGGCAUCUUGAGAAGUGUACACACUCUAAAACACUCCCUCUGGCUGAGUGUGUGUACAGCGCCUGAUCGAAACAGAAUCAAAAUGCUGCUGGUCCUGAUGCAGCUGUUGGUCUCUGUGUCCUCCCUGCCACAAUGCGACCCACAAAGAAGAGGACUGUGCAAGCCAACGGUGGAAGAGAAAUCCAAAUGUACCGAUCUGCUCCUGUCCUACUGCGAUGACAUGGCCUACACCCAGACCAUGUUCCCAAACACUGUGGGACACAAAACCAGUAACGACGCAGAGACCAGCGUGGAGUACCUCCUCCUGAGCGUGGUGGAAUCCCUGCUGAGAGGACAGUGUAACCCAGAGGUACGCAUGCUAGGCUGCUCUGUUCUGACCCCGCGCUGUGAGAGGGGCGCGGCGCUGAGGCCCUGUCGCAGCUCUUGUGAAGAGGUGCACAAAAAAUGCAUGCAUGCCUUCGAUGGGAUUGACAUGGCUUGGCCCUACUUCCUGGACUGUGACAGAUUCUUUGUCAGCGAUGAAGAGGGAUGUUACGACCCACUCGAUGGCCUUAAAGAGAGAGAGGGAGACGCCUUCCAGGACAUGGAAGCUCCACUCUCUGAAAAACCUGGAACAGCGAUCCAGUUCACCUACCACUCCAACCCUCAGAUGAUCAGCACCCUGAAGGAGACUGAGGGUCGAUGUCCCGACAUCGCCAGAACCUACAGCAUCGGCCGCAGCAUGGAGGGCAGGGAGCUGCUGGUGAUUGAAUUUUCCAACAAUCCUGGACAACACGAGCUGCUGGAGCCCGAGAUAAAGUACAUCGGAAACAUGCAUGGGAAUGAAGUGUUGGGCCGCCAGCUGCUCAUCUACUUGGCUCAGUAUCUUUGCUCUGAGUAUCUUAGAGGAAAUGAGCGCAUCCAGACCCUCAUCAACUCCACCCGCAUUCACAUCCUGCCCUCCCUGAACCCUGAUGGAUAUGAGGUGGCCAUGUCUGGAUCCAAUCAGAACAACUACGGCGAUGCUGAUGAGGGGUACAAGUAUAGCUCUUGGAACACUGGUCAAAACAACGCCCAGAACGUCGACCUGAACAGAAACUUCCCUGAUUUGACGACAAUUGUUUACAACCGACGCAGACAAAAGGGUUUCCGCACCGACCACAUCUCAAUCCCAGAUAAUUACUGGUUUGGUAAGGUUGCACCAGAGACAUAUGCUGUCAUGAAGUGGAUCCGCUCCAUCCCGUUUGUGCUUUCUGCCAACUUCCAUGGUGGGGACUUGUUGGUGUCCUACCCCUACGACUUGUCCAAACACCCUCUAGGACACAGCAUGUUCUCCCCAACACCAGACGAUAAAGUUUUUAAACUGCUGGCAGGAAUUUAUGUAAAUGCCCACGAAACAAUGUCCAAUGAAAACGCUCGAUGUGGAUUGUCUCCUACUAAGAGCCAGAAGGGGACCAUUAAUGGAGCCCAGUGGUAUAGCAUCACAGGAGGAAUGCAGGACUUCAACUAUCUUCACACCAACUGCUUUGAGGUGACCGUGGAGCUGGGUUGUGAUAAAAUCCCUCCUGAGGAGGAUCUCUCCCUUAGCUGGCACGAUAACCAAGAGGCUCUGCUGUCCUUCAUGGAAGCAGCUCAUCGAGGUAUCAAAGGAAUAGUGAAUGAUGAGGAAGGAAAUGCGAUAAAAGGUGCUCGGAUAUCUGUCAGAGGAAUACGGCACGACGUCACUUCAGCUGAAAAUGGAGACUACUGGCGCCUCCUCACCCCAGGCACCCACAUUGUCGCUGCCUCUGCUCCUGGCUACACCAGAUCCACGAAGAAGGUGCACUUGCCACGCAUGCAGAAGGCAGGCCGAGUGGACUUUGUGCUGCAGACAGCUCCUCCAGACUCUGGCUCACAGGAAGCUGACAACAUCCUCCCCUCCACGGGCAACUAUGAGCGGUUUGACCCCUAUAACCAGUAUGUGCAGUACACCAUGAUGGCUGAGCUGAACCAGAACCAGGGAGUGCGGGCGGAGAAGCCCUGGUGGUGGAACUACUUUGUCUCUGUAGGAGGCCCCGCCCCCACCUGGCUGCUCAAACAACAUUAAAGCUUUAAUCAGAGGGGAUGCAAGCUGUCAUGUAAUGAUUCUGCUUUGCUUUAAAUAUCACACAUUUUUACUGUCAGUGGCUCAGAUUAAUUUUUUAUUUUUACUGUAAAUGCCUAAUUUGCAUUUGAUUUAAAAUAAAUAAAACAUUUAGAAAGA